AUGACUGCUAAACUGACUCUUCAAUCCAAGUAUAAGCUGUUGUCGGGCCAUGAGAUCCCAGUCCUGGGAUAUGGAGUCUAUAUGAUUCCCUCAUCCGGAACUGAGAAAGCCACUGCCGAGGCCCUCAAUGUUGGGUUCCGUCAUGUCGAUUCAGCGAUCAUGUAUCGCAACGAGAAACCAUGCGGAAAGGCCAUCCAGAACUCCAAGCUGGAUCGAUCCCAGGUCUUCUUUACAACAAAGAUCCCACCCGAAUCGAUGGGCUACGAGUCAGCGAAACGAGCUAUCAACUCGAGUCUACGCGAAGCGGCGCAAGAUUACUUUGAUCUCAUCUUGAUCCACGCACCUUACGGCGGCAAGAAAGCCCGCCUAGGAUCCUGGGACGCACUUGUGGAAGCACAAUUACAAGGCAAAGCCAAAGCCAUAGGCAUAUCGAACUACGGGAUUCAUCACCUCGAAGAAUUGGAGGCUUACAUCCAAGGCGGCGGAGGCGGCCAAAUCGACGUCGGUCAGUAUGAACUGCACCCAUGGCUGGACCACUCGGACAUUGUGGAUUGGCUACAGAGUCGAAAGGUCGUUGUCGAGGCUUAUUCACCUCUUGCGCACGGAACCCGGUUUAACGAGCCGGUGUUGGCAUCUAUUGGGAAACAGUAUGGGAAGACGCCGGCGCAGGUUUUGAUUCGGUGGAGUUUGCAGAUGGGAUUCGUGCCUCUGCCUAAGUCGACUACCCCGCAGCGCAUUCGGGAGAAUGCCGAUGUCUUUGACUUUGAGUUAACGGCGGAGGAUAUGACGUUGCUUGAUACGGGGGAGUAUGAGCCCACGGACUGGGAUCCGACUGUUGAUGAGGAUUGA
This is a messenger RNA of Penicillium soppii, 849 nucleotides long. Its product is annotated as aldo/keto reductase family protein. The record is from RefSeq and is a predicted model, not a curated record. Bases 1 to 849 code for a protein of 282 amino acids. The transcript is spliced from 6 exons. Lineage: Eukaryota; Fungi; Ascomycota; Eurotiomycetes; Eurotiales; Aspergillaceae. Gene Ontology annotation, molecular function: oxidoreductase activity.